UACUCAUAUAUUCUCUACUGACCUAAAGCAAUCCAAUCACUGUUCCAAUCAUAGUCCUUAUUGAGUAGACAAGCUCUUUUUACCUGGUGCCUUUUUCUUUCCUCCCCAUUUCCACCCUACUUUACUUCGCCAUUUCGGUACCAGUUAAUCCUUUGAUUCAUCUUUUAUUCCAGUAUAUUUGCAUUUCAUCAGAUUGUAUUAUAAUCAGGUUGAUUUUAAGUAAUAAUCCUUGAUUUUAAGUAAUAAUCCCCUUUUCUGUUACUAAUAUUCUGUCAUUGUUUUAAUUUUCAAAUACAACUUUAAUGCCAAACUCUCAAAAGUCCAACCUUUCUAUUGCUAUACAAAAGGCAGAAAACGAUCAAGAGGAACAACACCACCAUAAUCUCAACUCCCAUCUUCACCUGCAAUUUAUCAACACCCAAUAUGGCUUGCCCCUAAAUGAGGAGAAUACCAAAUAUAAUGAGAGCCAAUCGCCCCUUCCCAAUUUGAUUUCACAGUCGAUCCCAACUGUUGGAACUUCAUCCUCCUCUGCAAAGUCCUUUAAACCAGAUUUGUCUCCCAUUAAAACCACAUUUUCCGGGUCACUCUCCGAUAACAAUAAGAAUAGUUCCGUAAUAGACUACGAAGUAGAUGACAAUGUCAAUGAUGAUGAUGACAACGGCCAGGAGGAUGACGACGAUGAUGAUGACGACGAUGAAGAUGAAGAUGCGCCUUUGAACCCAGCCAACGAGGAAGAUUUGAAAGAUUACGUUCCCGGGGGUUACCAUCCUUGUUUCAUUGGUGAAAAUUAUAAAAACCAUAAAUAUACCUUGGUGAGAAAACUAGGCUGGGGUCAUUUUUCAACUGUAUGGUUGGCCCGUGAUAAUGACAAACAGUGCCAUGUUGCAAUGAAGAUAGUUAGAAGUGCUAAACAUUACACAGAUACUGCUGUUGAUGAAAUUAAAUUAUUGGAUAGAGUCACCACCUCUGAUAUUCAUCAUCCUGGUCACGAACAUGUGAUUCAAUUAUUGGAUACAUUCACUCAUGAAGGGCCAAAUGGGGUCCACGUAGUAAUGGUAUUUGAAGUUUUGGGCGAAAAUCUCCUUGGCUUAAUCAGAAAGUAUAAACAUCGUGGUAUCCCCGUCGUAUUUGUUAAACAAAUCGCCAAACAAUUGUUAUCUUCAUUGGAUUUCUUACAUCGCAAGUGCGGUGUCAUUCACACUGAUUUAAAACCAGAAAAUGUCUUGAUAGAAAUCGGCGAUGUAGAGCAAAUUGUUAGAAUGGUUGAACAAGAAGAAUAUCAAUCUAGAUUGGAGAAAAAAUUACGAAGAUCAAAAUCAAAGAAUUCAAAGUCUAGUACCGUCACACCAAGUUCAUCAUCUCAUAAUACUCCUCAAACUAAUAAAGUCACUGAUCAUAAUCCAAACUCUCUUUCAAAACAAUUGACUAAUUCUCCUUCUUUAGGUAGAUAUGGCCGUCGCUCAAGAAGACAAACCUUGAUUACGGGUUCUCAACCUUUACCAUCACCAUUAAGAACUUUUAGUAAGUCUUUUACUAAUGUAUAUGGCUUAUCCAGUUCAACAGCUAAUACUCCUAUCAAAUCAAGCUUCAGUCAUGAUAAUAGUUUCCAUACAAAUGGUGUUCCUGUUACCAAAUCUGAUUCACAUAGUACCGAUAAGCAAGAUACUUUGAAUAAUUCAUUAUCUUCGAUGUCUAUUUCUAAUAACACUACAACUGAGCCAGUUCAGAUUCCAUCUACUUUCGAUGAUAGUCAACAAGGAAAUGAAACUAACGACAGCUUAAUAAUCAAUGAAGAUGAAUUAAUUUCAGUUAAAAUCGCUGAUCUUGGUAACGCUUGUUGGACUCAUCACCAUUUCACUGACGAAAUUCAAACGAGACAAUACCGUUCACCUGAAGUUUUACUAGGAUAUCAUUGGGGUGCCUCUACUGAUUUAUGGUCCUUUGCUUGUUUAAUAUUUGAAUUAUUAACUGGUGAUUACCUUUUUGAUCCCAGAAACGGUAAGUCAUACACCAAAGAUGAUGACCAUAUUGCCCAAAUUAUCGAAUUAAUUGGUCCAUUCCCAAGAGCAAUGUUGAGAGAAGGUUACUAUACGAGAGAUUUUUUCAACUCAAGAGGUGAAUUGCAAAGAAUUCUGAAAUUAAAACCUUGGGGCUUAAAAGAUGUUUUGAUUGAAAAAUAUAAUUUUUCUGUCAGUGAUGGAAUUGAAAUUUCAGAAUUUUUAUUACCAAUGUUAUCAUUACAACCUGAGUCAAGGGCUGACGCUGGUGGUAUGGUGAACCAUCCUUGGUUAAAUGAUGCUCUUGGUUUAGAAAAUGUUGUUCUUGAAAGACCAGUUGGUGGUUCAGGUGAAGAUAUUCCUGGGUGGACUAAAGAAAUUAGCCAUGAAACCUCCCGUAAAUUUUACAAUCAAUACUCCCACGCUCACUGAUAGAAUAUAAACAUUCAUUUCUAAUUAAUUGAUUUAUGCUCAAUUGUAUUUUAAUGUAUUAAUAAUUACAACCAAUGACUUACUCUGUUAUUCAUUUUCUUUCAAUUCUGU
Messenger RNA from Hyphopichia burtonii NRRL Y-1933, 2540 nucleotides. Its product is annotated as serine/threonine protein kinase. Lineage: Eukaryota; Fungi; Ascomycota; Pichiomycetes; Serinales; Debaryomycetaceae. The coding region runs from base 303 to 2429 and encodes 708 amino acids. The transcript has a single exon. Gene Ontology annotation, biological process: protein phosphorylation; regulation of mRNA processing; spliceosomal complex assembly. Gene Ontology annotation, molecular function: ATP binding; protein kinase activity. The record is from RefSeq and is a predicted model, not a curated record.